AUGAGCAAGGAGUACUUCCUCAACUGCAUCCUGCGCGACGACAACGCACGCACCAUCUUCCUCCAGUUCCUCCGCAAGCGACACUGCGCCGAAAACCUCCUCUUUUGGUUGGAGGUGGAGGACUACAUGAAGCUCGAAACGCCGGAGGAGCAGGAGGCGCGUGCGCGUGCCAUCUUCGAGCAGUACAUCCUGGCCGACUCGCCGUUCGAGGUCAACCUGAGCCACAAGCUGCGGGAGGAGGUCACCGCCGGCAUGCUCCACCCGAGCCGGGAGACCUUCACCUCGGCCCAGAAGUCCAUCUUCCUCCUCCUCGUCCACGGCACCUUCGACUACUUCCUCCGAAGCGACUUGUAUAAAAUGUAUAAAGAGAAUCGGGACAUCGCGGGUCUGCUGACGGCCCGGAAGCGGGGGGAAAGCUUCACGAGGGGCGACGACGAGGCCUUCGAGUUGGCCGCGGCGGCUGUGGCGGCCAACAAGGGCUGUUGCAUCCUGAGCUAA
Acanthamoeba castellanii str. Neff is the source of this 498-nucleotide messenger RNA. RefSeq names its product regulator of g protein signaling domain containing protein. Bases 1 to 498 code for a protein of 165 amino acids. Lineage: Eukaryota; Discosea; Longamoebia; Acanthamoebidae. The record is from RefSeq and is a predicted model, not a curated record. The transcript has 3 exons.